GUUUUACUUUUGAGACUUUUAUGUUGUACUAAUAUAAAUUAUACUUUAUUGAGUUUAUCAAGCAGCUCUGUUUUAAGAACACCAAACCAGAAUAGGAGACAAAACUCAACUCUGAAAUGUAGCGAGGUGACUGGAGAUGUAGCGAGAAGGUUUCCAUUAUUAGCCAGCUAAGUUAGCCAGGUUAGCUAACGAGUUCCAAAAUAAAACAUUGAUUUCAUGAUUCCUGCGCAUCAUAAACUGCUCUUAAAAUUUCAGCAUGCCGGACAUAAAAGUAACGCCGCUAGGCGCUGGACAAGACGUUGGGCGCAGCUGCAUUCUGGUUUCUAUUGGAGGCAAAAACAUAAUGCUCGACUGUGGGAUGCAUAUGGGCUACAAUGAUGAUAGACGUUUUCCAGACUUCUCCUACAUCACCCAGAAUGGACGCCUCACAGAUUUUUUGGAUUGUGUUAUCAUAAGCCAUUUCCAUCUGGACCACUGCGGUGCUCUUCCCUACAUGAGUGAGAUGGUGGGCUAUGAUGGACCCAUCUACAUGACGCAUCCCACAAAGGCCAUCUGUCCCAUCCUGCUGGAGGACUUCCGCAAAAUCACAGUGGACAAAAAGGGCGAGACCAACUUCUUCACCUCGCAAAUGAUCAAAGACUGCAUGAAGAAAGUGGUGCCGCUGAACCUCCAUCAGACUGUUCAGGUGGACGACGAGCUUGAGAUCAAAGCGUACUAUGCAGGUCAUGUGCUCGGGGCAGCCAUGGUGCUAAUUAAAGUUGGCUCAGAGUCUGUUGUUUAUACAGGCGAUUAUAACAUGACACCAGACAGACACUUAGGCGCUGCUUGGAUUGAUAAAUGUCGUCCAGAUAUUCUGAUCUCGGAGUCCACCUACGCCACCACAAUCCGCGACUCUAAGCGGUGCAGAGAAAGAGACUUCUUGAAGAAAGUCCAUGAAACCAUCGAGAGAGGAGGGAAGGUCCUCAUUCCGGUUUUUGCCUUGGGGAGAGCGCAGGAGCUUUGCAUUCUUCUGGAAACGUUCUGGGAAAGAAUGAAUUUGAAAGCACCCAUAUACUUCUCCACCGGCCUGACGGAGAAAGCCAACCACUACUACAAACUCUUCAUUACCUGGACCAAUCAAAAGAUCCGCAAGACCUUCGUCCAAAGGAACAUGUUUGAGUUCAAGCACAUCAAGGCAUUUGAUCGCUCCUAUGCAGACAACCCAGGACCAAUGGUGGUGUUUGCCACUCCAGGAAUGUUACACGCAGGCCAGUCUUUACAGAUAUUCAAGAAGUGGGCUGGCAAUGAAAAGAACAUGGUCAUUAUGCCAGGGUACUGUGUGCAAGGAACAGUGGGUCACAAGAUUCUGAAUGGUCAGAAGAAGCUUGAGAUGGAGGGAAGAGCCACGCUGGAGGUGAAACUGCAGGUGGAGUACAUGUCCUUCAGUGCCCAUGCGGACGCUAAGGGCAUCAUGCAGCUGAUUCGCAUGGCUGAGCCACGCAACAUGCUGCUGGUGCACGGAGAGGCCAAGAAGAUGGAGUUCCUCAAAGACAAGAUUGAGCAGGAGUUCAAUAUCAGCUGCUAUAUGCCAGCUAAUGGAGAGACCACCACAGUGACAACCAACCCGAGUGUGCCGGUGGACAUCUCUCUCAACCUGCUGAAGAGGGAGAUGGCCCUUGGAGGUCCGUUACCCGACCCUAAGAAGCCUCGCACCAUGCAUGGAACUUUGAUCAUGAAAGACAAUAGUCUGAGGCUGGUUUCUCCAGAGCAGGCUCUAAAGGAGUUAGGUCUUUCUGAACAUCAGCUGCGGUUCACCUGCCGCGUGCAUCUGCAAGACCCUCACAGUGACUCGGACACACUCGCCCGCAUCUACAGCCACCUCAAAAGCGUGCUCAAAGGCUACGCUGUCCAGCACCUUCCCGAUGGCACCGUUAUGGUAGAAUCCAUCGUCCUCAAAGUGUCCUCUUCUGGCGAAGACCCCAAUCUUAAAGUCAUUCUGCUCUCCUGGAGCUAUCAGGAUGAAGAACUGGGGAGUUUCUUGUCCAGUCUGCUUAAAAAAGGGCUUCCCUCAGGACUCUGAUUCUAUUGUGAAUGCUUUUCUUUACUGCUGUUGUUGCAAAUUGAUUCAAUAAACCUUUUGUAGAAAAAUA
Molecule: messenger RNA, 2129 nt
Organism: Colossoma macropomum (tambaqui)
Lineage: Eukaryota; Metazoa; Chordata; Actinopteri; Characiformes; Serrasalmidae
Gene: ints11
Product: integrator complex subunit 11
Biological process (GO): snRNA processing
Cellular component (GO): nucleus
Source: RefSeq, a predicted model, not a curated record